UAAGACCCAUUUGGAUCUGCUUCCCAUCGUGCCUACCCCUCAAAAAUACUUUCUUCUUUUUUUUGUGUGUUUUACAGAGAGUUUUGUGAACAAUGAGAAUAAGGAAGCAUGCCAAAAUUUCCUCGCUUCUCUAUACUUGUUCUGUAUUCGCCGGUGCCCACCUUUGUCAGCUCAACCAGUCUCCAUGGGAUCUCAUCACAUUCCCCGACGAUAACAACUCAGAAAAUAAUAUUAAUCAGCAGACUCUACUUCCUCCUCCUCCUCCGGCUCCACCGUCUUCUUAUAAGUUGGAUGGAUAUGCUAGCUGUGCUGCAAAUGAAACCUUUUGUGAUUCUGAACAGAGCAUCACGUCAAUGAAGUUGUACGAUAAUGGGGAGACGAAAAAGACAAAUAUUUUAGACAAUAAAGUUGCUGACGUGCCUGCUAAUUCCAACAAUUUAGAGAAAGAUGAGGAGAUGGUAGAUGGAAAUAACACUGUUCCAACAAUGUGCAUCAAGAAUGAUGGGAAGGGAUGGCAAUGCAGUAGAGAGGCGAAAAGAGCGCAUAAUUUAUGUGAGCACCAUUUUGCUCAAGGGAAGAAGCAUUGCAGUAGCAACAACUCAGCUCAAUAUUCUACUACUACUGCUGUUGUUGCUGCUGGUGUUAACUCAGACACCGAAAUUAAGCAAACUGCGGUGGCAGCAGCCGAGAUAACUGCGAGUUCCCGCGUCCGCUCUCAUCGUACUAAGAAAUUAUCGUCUUCCGAAUAUUACUAUUAUUCGGGUUUUGGUCCUUUAUGGGGCAAGAAAAGAGGUCCAUCGACUGGGAAGAAGAAUAAUAAUACAGCACCACCCGUAGCAAGAGCAGCUGAAAUCUACUCUAGUCAUGAAAGUACUACUCAAGGGGGACAAUCUUCGUCUCCUCAGAUGGAUAAUGAAGGAGCUGAGCACGUUGAAGAUGAGGAUGAUGAUGGUGAAGAAGUUGAAAACUGUAAGCUGAUCAAAAGAGCCCGUAAGCCCAUCAAAGCUAGGUCACUCAAAUCUCUAAUGUGAAAUUCUCAACAGCAAUUUCUAGUGUAUUAGUGCUUUGUGGUCGACAUAUUUUGUGAUAUCUAAUGUCUUUUUUAGGGUAUGUCUGGUGACUAAGGUCAAGAUUAAACUAGUAAAGUGUUAGUUUUAGAUUUCUAAAAAUUUUAUGGUGGUUAAAACUAGUAAAGUGUUUGUUUUAGAUCUAAAAUUUUUGAGGUUUUAAAAAUUUUAAUAAUAAAUUUUAUGAUUUUAAUUUUACUUGAAAUAAUGGUGAAAAUUGUGAAUAUGUUUUAAAUAAAAAAAGAAUUAUCUAACUUUUUUACUAGAAAUAUUUUAAAAUUUUGAAUGAAGCAACUCAAACUUCGUAUUAAUAAAUAAAAUUUUAAUAACACUAUUCAAAUUAAGAUAUUUCAAACAAAUGGCUAGUAUUUUAUUAACUAGAAUUAAUUUUUUAUUUUUAUUAAUAAUCUUAUUAAUAUAUGAAGUCAAAGUCUAUGUGUCUUUUAAAAAUACUAUACUAAAAGUAACUAAUAUUCACUAACAAAAAGACAACUCUAAAUUAUUAUAAUAUUAUUUUUAUAUAUAUAUAUUUAUAUAUUUAAUAUCUUUUAUCGAAUUUUGAUUUUAGGUCACUAAUUUUAUUACUGAGACAUCUAUAACAAAAAAGAAAAUUGAUUCUAGUUUCAUGGUUAGUGUUCCUGCCACGUGUUACCAUAUCUAUAUAUAUCUUGUGUUAGAAAAAUCUAGAUAAGGAUAAAGUUGUAAUUUUAUAAUUUUAUUUCAAUGGAUAUUUUAUUUGAAUUGUAUCCUUUUUCAUCCGUAUGAAUGUGGGGCGUGCUGUGGUAAAAUGUUGUGUAUAGGACUUUCUUCCUCACAUGUAU
Capsicum annuum is the source of this 1888-nucleotide messenger RNA. RefSeq lists its product as uncharacterized. Lineage: Eukaryota; Viridiplantae; Streptophyta; Magnoliopsida; Solanales; Solanaceae. Bases 93 to 1031 code for a protein of 312 amino acids. The transcript has 3 exons. The record is from RefSeq and is a predicted model, not a curated record.